AUGGGGUGGCCUUAUAUUGGUGAAACUCUUCAACUUUAUUCUCAAGACCCUAAUAUUUUCUUCAUUAACAGGCAAAGAAGGUAUGGUGAAAUUUUUAAGACUAAAAUACUAGGUUGUCCUUGUGUCAUGUUGGCAAGUCCAGAAGCUGCUAGAUUUGUACUAGUGAACCAAGCUAAUUUAUUCAAGCCAACUUAUCCCAAAAGCAAAGAGACUUUAAUUGGUCAAUCUGCGCUAUUUUUUCAUCAAGGAAACUACCAUAUACAUAUCAGAAAACUUGUUCAGACAUCUUUAAAUCCAGAAGCCAUUCGUAACCAAAUCCCUCAUAUCGAAGAAUUAGCAAUUUCUGCAUUGAAUUCUUGGGCAGGUGGACAUGUUGUUAACACUUAUCAUGAGAUGAAAAAGUAUUCGUUCGAAGUAGGCAUACUUGCUAUAUUUGGACAUUUGAAUGCUCAUCUUAAAGAUCAAUUGAAAAGGAAUUAUAGCAUAGUUGAUAAGGGUUACAAUUGUUUCCCUACAAAUUUACCAGGAAGUCCUUAUAGAAAGGCUAUUCAAUGGGCUGAAACUGAUGAUCAUGUUUUAUGUGUGAAGGCAAGAAAGAGACUUGGGAAAAUUCUAAGUGAAAUCAUAAGUGAAAGAAAGGAGAAGAAGCUAAUAGAGAAAGGCUUAUUGAGUUGUUUCUUGAAUGCCAAAGAUGAGAAAGGAUUGGUAUUAAAUGAAGAUCAAAUUGCUGAUAAUAUUAUAGGAGUUCUUUUUGCAGCACAAGACACUACAGCAAGUGUUUUGACUUGGAUUUUAAAGUAUCUUCAUGAUAAUCCUAAGCUUCUUCAGAGUGUCAAGGCUGAACAGAAAGCAGUCUGCCAGUCAAAUGAACAAGAAAAUCAUGGGUUGACAUGGACACAAACAAGAAAGAUGCCCAUGACUAACAAGGUUGUUUUGGAGACAUUGAGACUAGCUAGCAUUAUAUCUUUCACAUUUAGAGAAGCUGUGGCUGAUGUAGAAUACAAAGGGUACCUAAUUCCAAAAGGAUGGAAGGUAAUGCCUUUAUUCAGGAAUAUUCAUCACAACCCAGAGUUCUUUCCUGAUCCACAAAAAUUUGAUCCUUCAAGAUUUGAG
Nicotiana tabacum (common tobacco) is the source of this 1113-nucleotide messenger RNA. The record is from RefSeq and is a predicted model, not a curated record. Lineage: Eukaryota; Viridiplantae; Streptophyta; Magnoliopsida; Solanales; Solanaceae.